AUGUCCCGCCUGGGAGGCAAUGAGAAGAAAGUGAUUAUGGCAGACGUCGAGCCAGGAGACAAGACUGGAGUUUACUAUAUGCCAAUAUGCAAUUUGCCGUUUGGCACAUCAUGGCAAGACUUCAAAGACUGGCUGCGUGUUGACUGCGAAGUUGACCACGUCGAGCUGUUUCAGUCAAGCACAUCCGGCUGGAUACGACUUCGCGGCGAAGAUAACUUCAACAAAGCGUGGUCUCGCCUCAAGAAGGAAUACUUCCGCAACCGAGCAAUCAUUGCUUCUGACAAGAACAGAACCGAAUCCAUCAAGAUUAAAGAACUCGUCGAUUCCAGAGUCGCUCAAUUCAGCACCUCGGCCCGUUGGGAUAUAGCGGCGGGACAAUCGCGCAGCCCCGAGACGGCUCUGCCUCCGUCGAGGAGUUGCAUGCAGGAAGCAGUGUCUCUGACCAGUCCGCUGGGUAUGGAUCAUGAGUUUGGUCGACUACCUCCAUCGAUCAGUUGUCCAGCAGGGCCGGUCACAGCGAUAGCAUACGGUGGAAUGCCAGUUCUAGCCCCCUAUACAACCAUGGCAGAAUCUUACAAUGCCAUUGCCGCCAUGAGAAACCACACGUUGACCUACGCACCAGGCUUUUGCUACUACGAACCACCAGUAGAGACGGGUCUCAUGCCUGCUGGACAUUACAGCGGCUCCUCACAAUACGGAGGAUCGCAGUCACAAGAUUCGCAGUAUGGAAGCUCGCACCAGUCGCACGCAUCAAUUCACUAUCGAAGUACUGCUGGGACCCCAAGUCAUGUUCCUCUCAUGGGCGUGGGACUAAAAUUGAGCGAUUCGGAUCAGAGACUGGGCUAUACGGCUGACGAACCUUGCAAAGUGGUGAUUACAUCGAUACAACAUAAAGCGCGACAGAGCGACGUAGCAAACUGGAUCCGUCACCAAAUAGGUGAAUACUCAUCGGCAAUAACUGGCAUGGAUAUUCCCUUGGUCGAGCCCAAAGGACGAAUACGAGGGCAUGCGUUCCUGACCCUGAUGAAUCCAACGGCCGCCGAAGCAACCGUCCGUAUCCUGGACCAAAAGCUCUUCCAAGGGCGCGUGGUAUCAGCCAGACUAACAACGGACAUCACGACCGACGCAGAACGAAUCAAGCUAUCAAAGGACUCAAGGCCAAGACACCACCGCCACGAACAAUUCAAAGAAGCGAGCAGGCCAACACGACAGGUCGACCAAAUUAAAAUGCCAAGAGACGAUCCUAAGUCCUCGAAAGCCUCAAGUCGCGCAUCUACUUCUUCCCCCUCGCCGUCCACCCAACAAAAACAACCCAGCAAACCCCCCGAAGAGACAAUCAAACCCGCUGGGCCAGUCAUCGCCCAUGGAUCAUCGACUCGGAAGCCAGACAAGAAGUAA
This is a messenger RNA of Pochonia chlamydosporia 170, 1398 nucleotides long. Its product is annotated as RNA recognition motif domain-containing protein. Gene Ontology annotation, molecular function: RNA binding. Lineage: Eukaryota; Fungi; Ascomycota; Sordariomycetes; Hypocreales; Clavicipitaceae. Bases 1 to 1398 code for a protein of 465 amino acids. The transcript has 4 exons. The record is from RefSeq and is a predicted model, not a curated record.